AUGGCCGAGAAUGUUGAUGGAAAUCUUGAUGACUUGAACGAGAGGUGCAGAGGAGAAGCCGAGGAAAAGACCAGUUUAGCACGUACUUGUAGAGAAGAGAUGCAGAAUUUGAAAAGGAUGUGGAAUUUAGGUCCUGUGUUUCGUAACCAGUAUGACAAUGAUGUCACUGUUUGGAGUCCUCAGGGCAGGAUUCAUCAAAUUGAAUAUGCAAUGGAAGCUGUUAAGCAAGGUUCAGCCACAGUUGGUCUGAAAUCAAAAACCCAUGCAGUUUUGGUUGCAUUGAAGAGGGCACAGUCAGAGCUUGCAGCUCAUCAGAAAAAAAUUCUCCAUGUUGACAACCAUAUUGGUAUUUCAAUUGCGGGGCUUACUGCUGAUGCUAGGCUGUUAUGUAAUUUUAUGCGCCAGGAAUGUUUGGAUUCCAGAUUUGUAUUUGACAGACCACUUCCGGUGUCUCGUCUUGUAUCUCUAAUUGGAAGCAAGACCCAGAUACCAACACAAAGGUAUGGCCGGAGACCCUAUGGUGUUGGACUGCUUAUUGCUGGAUAUGAUGAUAUGGGCCCUCACAUUUUCCAAACCUGUCCAUCUGCUAACUAUUUUGACUGCAGAGCUAUGUCCAUUGGAGCCCGUUCUCAAUCAGCUCGUACUUACUUGGAAAGACAUAUGUCUGAGUUUAUGGAGUGCAAUUUAAAUGAACUGGUUAAACAUGGCCUGCGUGCAUUAAUAAAUCAUAUUUCUUAA
This is a messenger RNA of Lepus europaeus (European hare), 738 nucleotides long. RefSeq names its product proteasome subunit alpha type-1-like. Gene Ontology annotation, biological process: ubiquitin-dependent protein catabolic process. The transcript is spliced from 2 exons. The coding region runs from base 1 to 738 and encodes 245 amino acids. The record is from RefSeq and is a predicted model, not a curated record. Gene Ontology annotation, cellular component: proteasome core complex; proteasome core complex, alpha-subunit complex; nucleus. NCBI's taxonomy places the organism in Eukaryota, Metazoa, Chordata, Mammalia, Lagomorpha, Leporidae.